AUGUGGCCUAUCAAGGAUCUCUGGAACGUAAGUAUUUAAAAAUUAUUUUUCAAAAUGUUAGGAAGUUUUAGGUCUAACGGCUUAUAAUAAUAUUAUAAUAGGUGUAAAAUGAACCAAAAUGUAAAAUAUUUAUAUAAGACGAUUUCAGACAACAGCGGUACUACUUUGUGCUUAUGGUAUACAACAACUUAUGGAAAAGAAUGAAGAAAGAGCGUUAUGGGCUGCCAUUGGAGCAGGUAAAUAUUUAUUGUUUUUUCUUGUUUUUAGAUAACAAAAUCUUGGAACUACUGAUUUUAUUGAUAGUAAUGUCAAACAAAUGGUAUGGAUGGACAACACGAUUUUAUAAACCUAAUACUAUAUUUUAUAAAUACAUUUUUUUGGAAAGUUUUAAAAUUGUUAAUAAUGCUAUUACUUAUCAUCUACAAACGUAAAAAACAUUUUGGACUUACUUUUGUUAAAAGAGUUUAACCAAUAUAAAAUAUAACAAUAAAUUUCAGUGUCGUGUACCUUAAUAUCCCCGGUGUAUUACUAUCACGAUAUAAAUGGAAAAAUCAAAUCGGGAUUCAUGAAUCUUGGCAGUGGGGUCAAAAAAGUAUUGAAUUUCUUGAUCGUCCGGCCUGUUUGUUUUGUCUACGAAACAUUAAAAUACAUUGUUCUGCUCAAAUGGAUGUCUGGUAAGAAGAGGGGAUACAGGGGUUUUUUCAAGCUGAAGUAGAAAGGCCUUUUUAUAUAAAACAGAAUAAAAAGCUCUUUUCUAAUUUCCUAUGAACUACAAAAACAAAUGCUUUGAUUCAUUAAAAUCUUGUGGUUUAAAGAGAAAGCGAACGUUUACGGUUGAGGAACUUAAGAGUUUAUUGUUAAUUGGAGUUUAGGAACGUUAAAAUUAGAGUUUGGGGGUUUUUGAUCAAGUCAAUUACAUUUUUAUGUUUUGCUAUACUAUAAGUAUAAUGAUAUUGCAAUAACUUUUUUGUUUUUGUCAAUUUUUUGCUACAAUUCAUUUUUUUUAUUAAAACGUGCACAUAGAAGGCAAAUAAUAUUAAGUUUCCAGGUCUAAAGCAGCGAAUUUCUGCUGUGGGAUCGUAUAUCUACGGAACGUUGGACACGUACAUCUUGCAGUACAUUCGAGCAGCCGGCCGAAGAGUUCAUCAAUCCUUUGUCUAUUGGUGCUAUUUUCAUUGGUGGACGGACUUGAAGGCCGUCUUGAAGGUUUGGAUUGGAGAACCAGCAGUUCAGAAGAUACGAAGGAUUCGAGAGAAGGUGGUCUAUGUUGUGGGAGGUUACUGGUUGGCUCCUCUCGGGAAAUACUGUGGAAAGUAAGUUACAUAGUGAUAAGGGUGGUAAAAUACGACGAUGACUUGGCGUAUUUAAAAUGAGUUGGUUUAUUAAAAUAUAUUAUGCUAGUUUGUAAUAGUAAAGUAAACUGCAAAAAAAAUAUUUUGUGAAUUUAAUGGUCAGAAGCACUUGAAAUUUUGUAUUUUCUAAUGUUUACACAAGGAUUUUUGUUGGUUAUGGUUAGUUAACAAGUAGUUCACAUGCAGUUUUUUUUGUUUUGACAAUAAGUUUGAAUUGAAUGGAGGAAGUUUAAGGAAGAACUUGCUUUUCAGAUAGUUUUUGUUAAGGUUUGAGUUGAAAAAGCCAAACAACUUUUUAAGCUUGGCGUUUUGGGUACAUAUUUUCAUGGGUAAUAUGCGAUUACUAUGCGCAGGAUAGAUUAAUAUGCAUAUUAAUAUAUGUUUUGGGUUUAAGACGAAAGAAAGUUGAGGUUUGGUAUAGUUUAAGGUCAAAAAUAAAAUUAAAAAUUUAUUUUGUGCCUUUUGGUUUUUCUUAUUUUGAACAUUUUUUAAUUAUUUUGAAUUUUUUAAUCAAAAAUGACUAUUUUAUAUUUUAGCGUAGCUCUAGACGGCCUAAAGUACCUGAUGGGAGUAGGAAACAAAUGUGCUGUAGCAAUUGGCAAUUCGGUUGUAUAUCCUCUGAUGGUGUUUGCAUACGAUCAGCUGAAAGUAGCAACGUUGUACACGUAUGACAUCGUAGGAAGACCGGUAGUUGAAGUGUUAGUGAGAAAAUAUAAAACAGCCGAAGACUUCGCUUUCAUCUACGUACUAGGACCUACAGCUAAUGUUGUCAUCAAUUCGGUGCCGGAGAAGAAUCCGUUUUGUGGUAGGUUGUUAGUUUAAGCAAUAUUGUAGUAGGUUAUCGCCAUUUUAAGUUAUAUACGUUAAUUUUAAUGUUAAUAUUAAUAUUUUGUCUCUUUAUUAAUAAUUUGAAAAAAAUGUAAAAUUUAGAGCGUUUAGUUGAAAAAUGUCUUUAUAUUGUCAUGAAAUGGAUUGAUAUCAUUCUUUUCAGAUGACACAGACGAUGACCUAAAGGAAUUCUUACCAAAUGCAGCAGAAUCAGAGUUUGAAGAUGAAGAAAGUGCUUCGGAUUCAGAUGACAGCUUACCUCCGAUUGAAUUGCCGGUCAAAAAGAAGAAUGACGUUUUACCGAAGACUACAGUCGAUGAAUUAGGUAAGAAUUAAGAAAUCUUGACAUUUGACAUCUGAUAUUUGAAAAUUUAAGACGAUUUUUGGCAUUUUUAGGAGAUUAAUGAAAUUUUUAAAGUUGCCAACUACAACUUGAUAAAAAUUUCAAAUUAUACUUUUAAAAAAAUUGAUUUCGAUAUGUGAGGUUAUAUGCAAAUUUUGCAAUUUCAGACGAUGACAGUUUUCUGGUCAGUCGCCUGAAUCGCGAAUUCUCGCUUUCCGACAGCAGCGACGAGGAAUUCCUUCUUUUUCCGAAGAAAGAUCGUACUCGUCGGAGGAAGAAAGUGUCAGCAAACUAG
Messenger RNA from Bursaphelenchus okinawaensis, 2818 nucleotides. The record is from the annotation of a GenBank genome assembly. NCBI's taxonomy places the organism in Eukaryota, Metazoa, Nematoda, Chromadorea, Rhabditida, Aphelenchoididae.